AUGGCGUCGCAGAAUGUGGCUUGGGUCGGGAUACACGGCGACGACCCUCGAAGCUGCCGCUUGGGCACCCGGAGCAUGCCGCGGCUCGUCGGAUCGGUGCGAAUUGCGCGCGCGCACGCGAUGGACCGGCUCGAUGGCCAUGGCGUCGAAGUCAUCGAAGUCGUCGAAGUCGCGUUGUCGUCCACGGAGGGGUCGCAGUCGGUCGAGGAAGGAUCCCAUCCGGAGGGGUGGUGCAGGCCAGGCGGGCAGGGCCGCACACAGGGCGCGGGAUGCGCACCGGGAGACCGGAGAACCACGAGAUAG
Purpureocillium lilacinum is the source of this 303-nucleotide messenger RNA. NCBI's taxonomy places the organism in Eukaryota, Fungi, Ascomycota, Sordariomycetes, Hypocreales, Ophiocordycipitaceae. The record is from RefSeq and is a predicted model, not a curated record.